Molecule: messenger RNA, 1847 nt
Organism: Grammomys surdaster
Lineage: Eukaryota; Metazoa; Chordata; Mammalia; Rodentia; Muridae
Gene: Hsd17b12
Product: hydroxysteroid 17-beta dehydrogenase 12
Exons: 11
Coding region: 49-987 (312 amino acids)
Cellular component (GO): endoplasmic reticulum
Molecular function (GO): oxidoreductase activity
Source: RefSeq, a predicted model, not a curated record
UUUUUUUUCUUUCCCUUUCACUGUAGUAGUGAGGCCUAGUCUCGAGCCAUGGAGAGCACUCUCCCGGCGGCCGGCUUCCUAUACUGGGUGGGCGCGAGCACCAUUGCCUACCUGGCCCUGCGAGCCUCGUACUCGCUCUUCAGGGCCUUCAAGGUGUGGUGUGUGGGCAACGAGGCCUGGGUCGGCCCGCGGCUCGGAGAAUGGGCAGUUGUUACAGGUGGCACUGAUGGAAUUGGAAAAUCGUAUGCAGAAGAGUUGGCAAAGCGUGGAAUGAAGAUUGUCCUGAUCAGCAGGUCCCAGGAUAAACUGAAUCAGGUUUCCAACAACAUCAAAGAAAAAUUCAACGUUGAAACAAGGACCAUUGCUGUUGACUUUUCAUUGGAUGAUAUUUAUGAUAAAAUUAAGACAGGCCUGUCUGGUCUUGAGAUUGGCGUUUUAGUGAACAAUGUGGGCAUGUCGUACGAGUAUCCAGAAUACUUUUUGGAAAUUCCUGACUUGGACAACACCAUCAAGAAACUGAUAAAUAUUAAUGUGCUUUCCGUGUGCAAGGUGACACGCUUGGUGCUGCCUGGCAUGGUAGAAAGAUCUAAAGGGGUGAUUCUCAACAUCUCCUCUGCCAGUGGCAUGCUCCCGGUUCCACUGUUGACAAUCUACUCUGCAACCAAGGCCUUUGUAGAUUUCUUCUCUCAGUGCCUCCAUGAGGAGUAUAAGAGCAAGGGCAUCUUUGUGCAGAGUGUCCUGCCAUACUUUGUAGCUACAAAACUGGCAAAAAUACGGAAGCCGACCUUGGAUAAACCCUCUGCAGAGACAUUUGUGAAAUCUGCAAUUAAAACAGUAGGUUUGCAGACCCGCACUACCGGCUAUGUGAUCCACGCUCUCAUGGGCUCAAUAAACUCAAUCUUGCCUCGUUGGAUUUAUUUUAAAAUAACCAUGGGUUUCAACAAGUCUUUGAGGAAUCGCUAUCUGAAGAAAACCAAGAAGAACUAAGUGCUGCUGAGUCACUGAGCCCCUUGGCCGGAUGCUUGACCUGUGCCUACACACCAGGCAGUCACCUGCCUGUCCCCAGAGUCUCAGUAAUUACUAACAUGGCAUAGUUGGCAGAAAACAAAUUCCUUUUAGAGGCUCCUAACAUAUAUUCUGGAUAGAACCAGGAGUAAUUUGAAGUCUAAUGUAAAUGUUCUUGGCAAAUGUAUGUGGAACACUUUGACAGAAAGGAACAGAUAACAGAGGUAGACAUAGACCCAUCUGGCCCAGAAUGCCAAUGAUCAUGUUAUGUUUGGUCUGGAACCUACUAUAAAGUGUAAUGGCUAGCUACUCUUUUAUUUUUAGCAUUAGUGGGAAUGGUGCUUAGUUAACUUGCUGUGGGCAGAUACAAUGCAGUUUACACCAGUUUCUGUAAGGUUUUCUAAAUGUAUGUUCCAGUUUACAUAUUUAUAUGGAACUGGUCUUCUCAAAAGAAGCUCAGACAUGAAGAGAAUUGAAACACGGAAUUCUUUCUAACACAUAAGCCCACAAAAUGUUAUUCUUGGAACACACAUUAUGUCUGCUUUAUUCAAAUGUAUGUAAAUACUGAAUGCUAUAUAGUGUGACUGAAAUGUAAAGGUAAGUGGGCCAAACUGUAUGUCAAGACCAACCACAUCCUGUGGUGCCUCAAGAUCCAGGAAAGCAGCCUGUGUGGAUAUCCAGUGUUCGUUAUAUCUACACUGCAACCCAUACUACUUGGCUAGGAUGACAGACUCAUUCUGUGGUAGUAAGGAGUCAUAGGAAUAUGUCCUUUCUAAGUUGGUGUCUCAUAUAUAGAAUUCAUAUAUCUGCUUUUAAUAAAAGAUGUAACCGUGGUGUUGAAA